This is a messenger RNA of Cryphonectria parasitica EP155, 1475 nucleotides long. RefSeq lists its product as uncharacterized. NCBI's taxonomy places the organism in Eukaryota, Fungi, Ascomycota, Sordariomycetes, Diaporthales, Cryphonectriaceae. The transcript is spliced from 4 exons. Bases 599 to 1405 code for a protein of 268 amino acids. The record is from RefSeq and is a predicted model, not a curated record.
CAAAUAAAUUGUGACGAGAAAUGAUGGUGUCAAGCUCACCAUUGUAGCCUGACAGCCACAAUAUUACUUACACUACAGCUUGCUUGGUAUUUCCCAGGGCAGGGGUCAACGGGUUCUGAUCCUGCUACCACAACGAUACGACCUGCACAACAUCUUAAGCAGCCUGCCUACAGUUCAGCAGCAAGACCGUGGGAACAUAAAUGCGGGUACAAUGUCGCUCACUUUCGUCCUUUCUCUGAGUCGCACCUCUUGUGCCCCUGCCAUCUGAAUGUCGCAAACGCUGCGCCUGCUGGCCAUAAUGAGAACAGAAGAUCAGAGCAAGGUGGUGACGACCUGCUACCUGUGGCAUGUUUCUUGAGGCUUGACCUUGAGCUGACAUGCAAACACGAGCUCCGCCUCUCCCUCCGCUCCCGACUAAAGCCGCUCUCACACCCUGGAGGUCUACAAUUGUAGAACUUUAGGCUCAUAUUAAGUCUUACCAACAGACGAUUUUCUGAUUUCCCAUGACCUGAACGCUUGGUAGAAUUUCCAUUCUCUUGAUUCCUCUCCAGUUCAAGCGAUCACACAGUCAAGGCGCCACAGGAAGAAAAUCGACAAGAUGGCCUCGACCGACUAUUCUGCGCCGUUCACCCUCUACUACGGGUACUACUCCGUCUUCUCCACCAUGGUUCGCUUGACUUUUGCGCUGCGCGGCGCCCCGCGUCCCGACCGUCCCGAGAUGACUCUGCACAAGCAGCCCAUCUCCAUCAGCCCUGCCGAGCCGGAGCAGCUCUCGGAAGAGUACAUGACCAAAAUCAACCCCAAGGGCCAGGUGCCUGUCCUCGCCAACGAGGUCUUGCUGGGGCCCAAGCCGAUGCCCGAGAGUGCCGAUAUCGCGUACUACAUGAGCGAGUGGUAUCCGUCCCUCCUGCCCAAGGAGCACGAGGCGACGAUCAGGGAGUUGGUCGGCGAGGUGUACAAGAUCAGCAUGCCCGUGCUGACAUUCCCGCUGGACACCAAGAACCCGGCCAAAUUCAUGGACAAGGUGAAGGAGUUGCUGGCCAAGCCGGAUCUUUCUGAUACGCACAGGCAGGCGCUGGAAGCAAAAGCCAAGUUUCUCGAAAACGCCCCCAAGAUUUUCAGCCAGGCCAACCUGGAUGUGAACAUCGAACGCGUCAAGGAUUUCAGCGCCAAGAUUCUCGCGGUGCGGGAGAAGAACGGCACCGGCGACACGGUGGACUACAUCUUCGGGACUACUCCCACAAUUCUGGACGCUGAUGUUCUCACCUUUUUUGCUCGCAUGUGUGAUGCCGGCAGGAAGGAUCUGAUCCCGGCCCCGUUGGUCAAAUGGGUGGAGCAUUUCAGGGAGGGGCCUGUGUGGAAGGAGGUUGUGCCUGGGUACACGACAUUCCCUGCUUAUGCAUAGGGGAUGGUUUCUUUCCAGCUAGGUCAAAUACUAUUAUAAGGGCCCUAGGAAUCGGUCCCAUCUUUCCUUC